CGCACGCACGUUCUGGCCGAAUCCAGGCUCUAGGGACUAAAGAGGUCUAUGAAAGUAGAAGUCAGCACUAGAUCCCUGUUCUCCGCAGGUCCCUGACUGUUGAACAGGUGACCUGCAUAAUAAAGAUGAAGACAGAGACAGAGACUUUACUGGACGAAAUUCGCAAUAACCAGCUCCAAAUCCUAAAAAGGGCGAAGAAUCAGUGGCCGAAGCUAACCUCUUCAUACCCACACCCCUUUUCCUUCUAGGCCACCAUGUGUGCAGGCAACGGCACCCCUUGGGGGUCAGCUGCAGUGGAGGAGGUGUGGGGUGGAUCAGGAGUAGAGAUGGAGGAUUCAGAGCUGCCCACGUUCUCAGCUGCAGCCAAGGUCCGAGUGGGAGUGACCAUCGUGCUGUUUUUUUCUUCUGCUGGUGGGAACUUGGCCGUGCUGUGGUCAGUGACGCGGCCGCAACCCAGCCAACUCGGCCCCUCUCCAGUGCGGCGACUCUUUGCCCAUUUAGCAGCUGCCGACUUACUGGUCACUUUUGUGGUUACGCCCCUAGAUGCCACCUGGAAUAUCACUGUUCAGUGGCUGGCCGGGGAUAUUGCAUGUCGGACACUCAUAUUCCUGAAACUAAUGGCCAUUUAUGCCGCAGCUUUCCUGCCUAUGGUCAUUGGGCUGGACCGCCAGGCAGCAGUACUCCACCCACUUAGACCCCGCUCAGCUGGAAGGAAACUUCUGGGGGCAGCCUGGGGACUUAGUUUCCUGCUUGCCUUGCCCCAGCUGUUCCUGUUCCAUACUGUCCGCCGAGCUGGCCCAGUCUCCUUCACUCAAUGUAUCACCAAAGGCAGCUUCAAGGCUCGAUGGCAAGAGACCACCUAUAACCUCUUCACCUUCUGCUGCCUUUUUCUGCUGCCACUCACUACUAUGACCAUCUGCUACAGCCGCAUUGUCCUCAGUGUGUCCAGUCCCCAGACAAGGAAAGGGAACUGUGCCCCUGCCGGUGAAUUUGCCCUCCGCCGCUCCUUAGACAAUCGCUCCCAUGUUUGUCUGCGGGCCCUGCAACUGGCCCUGCUUGUCUUGCUGACCUUCAUCCUCUGCUGGACACCUUAUUACCUGCUGGGUCUGUGGUACUGGUUCUCUCCCACCAUGCUAACUGAAAUCCCUCCCAGCCUCAGCCACAUCCUUUUCCUCUUUGGCCUCCUCAAUGCUCCUCUGGAUCCUCUCCUCUAUGGGGCCUUCGCCCUUGGCUGCCGAAGAGGGCACCAAGAACUUAGUAUAGACUCUUCCAGGGAAGGAGGGUCUGGGAGAAUGCCCCGAAAGGAGAUUCAAGCUCUUAGACAGCUGCAAGUACAAACAAAUGUGGCAGGAAGAAGGGCAGGAGAAACAAAAGAGACGUUCCUAUAACAUCCAUUUGCUCAGAACAGAGUAUAUAGAAAAAGAAUAAUUAUUCUUUAAUAUCAUGAGAAC
Equus quagga is the source of this 1451-nucleotide messenger RNA. RefSeq names its product gonadotropin-releasing hormone II receptor-like. Gene Ontology annotation, biological process: G protein-coupled receptor signaling pathway. Gene Ontology annotation, cellular component: membrane. NCBI's taxonomy places the organism in Eukaryota, Metazoa, Chordata, Mammalia, Perissodactyla, Equidae. Gene Ontology annotation, molecular function: gonadotropin-releasing hormone receptor activity; peptide binding. The record is from RefSeq and is a predicted model, not a curated record.